Colossoma macropomum (tambaqui) is the source of this 4828-nucleotide messenger RNA. RefSeq names its product alpha-2-macroglobulin-like protein 1. The transcript has 36 exons. The coding region runs from base 194 to 4504 and encodes 1436 amino acids. Gene Ontology annotation, molecular function: endopeptidase inhibitor activity. NCBI's taxonomy places the organism in Eukaryota, Metazoa, Chordata, Actinopteri, Characiformes, Serrasalmidae. Gene Ontology annotation, cellular component: extracellular region. The record is from RefSeq and is a predicted model, not a curated record.
GGCUACUCGGAUGCAGAAGGGCGUUCAGGAGUUUUGACACACUGGGAUAUUGGAGGAAAAGUUUUCUGUAUGUGAACAUCCUGACACUUUGUGUGGUGUGAGAGCUCCUGAGAAGAGAACCUCCUGUGGGCUGAACAUCCUUUUAAAAAGGCAGGCAAGCUCCUUAACCUGGUGUUGGUGAUCAGACUUCAUCAUGGUGGUCCGGGGGUUCCUCGUACGGGAAGGGCUACUGUUAGCCUGCUUCCUCUUUCUCUCUGUGUACGGACAAACCUCAGAACCGUAUUUCACGGUGACGUUUCCUGCAGUAAUCGAGUCGGGCUCUGAGGCUACAUUUUGUGCGAGUUUUCUGAAGCCCAAUGAGACUCUGCAAAUGACCAUCUAUCUGGAUCACAACAACCAGAGCAGAACACUUCUACAGCAGAGAGUGGAGAAGGAAUUUCACAACUGCUCUAAGUUUAAGGCUCCACAGGUUGAGGGUCAGUCAGUGCAGCAGAUCAGAGUAGAAGUCAAAGGUGAAAGUUUUCAAAUGACCGACAAAAGGAAAGUUAUGUUUAAAUCCUACAACCCACUGACAUUCAUUCAGACUGAUAAACCAAUCUACAACCCCGGCCAAACAGUGAAUUUCAGAGUUGUCACUAUGGAUGCCAAUUUUGUCCCACUUAAACAAGAGUACAGUAUAGUGACACUUGAGGAUAAUAAUGGUAACAGGAUUGGUCAGUGGACGAAUGUGUCCUCAACAGGCCUGAUAGUGCAGCUUUCUCACCAACUGAAUCCUGAGGCUCCUGAGGGCCUUUAUAAUUUGAAGGCUAACAUUGGGGAAAGGUCAAUCAUACACAACUUUAGGGUCAAGAAGUAUGUUUUACCCAGGUUUGAGAUUACACUGAAAUCACCAGAACAACAGAGUGUUGGUGAUGAAGACCUGAAGAUAGAGGUUUGUGCAAAGUACACUUAUGGACAGCCAGUACCUGGUACAGCACUGAUGCAAAUGUGCCGAAAAUUCCAACGCUAUUAUUAUCAUCAGACCACCAUGGUUGCACCGUGCAUGGUUGAAGCUGUGGAGAUGAAAGAGAACGGAUGUGCCUCUCAUGUAUUCAACAUGUCACAUUUCAUCGGUUCUGAAUUUGAACAACAUUUAGACAAUUUUCUUGACAUUACUGUUACAGUGACAGAGGAAGGGACAGAUAUUUCUAUGGUAAAAUCUGGAACUACUGAGAUUACUUAUGAAAUUGGUAAAGUUGAGUUUGUUGAUUUACCAAAAAACUUCGAAAGGAACACAGUUAUAGAGGGAAAGAUCAAAGUUACAAGCUUCAGUGGGAGCCCAAUUCCUAACAAGAAGGUCUAUCUUUUGAAAGGUCAAAGGUGGUCUCCAGAGCUACUUCAAAAUCUUACAACAGAUGUUAAUGGAUUGGCCAGCUUCACAGUUAAUGCACCCAAUGAGCCUGAAAGAGAGAUAUCACUGCUGGCAAGUGUCAAUCCGGACAGCCUAUUCCAUGAUUACAGAAAACCUUUCAUUAGAACCAGUGAUGCACAAAUACGACUGCUUGAACCUGCUACACCUUACAGUCCAGUGUACAGUGAAUUAUCAAUAGAGAGCUUAGAGGAACCAAUUCGAUGUGAUUCGGAAAUUUCUAUUAACAUCAAGUACUAUAUUAUUGGAGAAACCACAGAGAAUUAUAGCACUGAUAUUAUAUACACGGUCUUGUCUAAAGGAGCCAUAGUCCAUCAUGGAUAUGAGAAAGUUGAAGUGAAAGAAUCCAAAAAGCUCAUAGAGGGAAAAGUCUUAUUCAGACUGUCUGUUGAUGCUGAACUGGCUCCUGUAGUUCAGGUUCUGGUGUACUGUGUGCUGCCCAGUCAGAACGUCAUCGCUGCUAGCAAGGAUUUUGAUGUGGACAAAUGCUUCAGAAACAAAGUCUCACUGCAGUUCUCUCCCACUGAGGCAGUUCCUGGUGAGGAAAACACUCUCCAGCUCUCAGCUCUGCCUGGUUCACUGUGUGGACUCAGUGCUGUGGAUCAGAGUGUGUUCAUCAUGGAACCAGGAAAACGCCUGAAUGCUGAUGAGGUCUUUAACUUGUUGCCAGUGAAAUCGGCAUCAGAUUAUUCCUAUGAAGUUGAAGAUGAGCAGGCGUGUUUGCAUGUUAGACCGAGACGGGAUACACAGGGAGACAAGGCUUACAAUACUCUAAAGAGUGUGGGGCUCAAGAUGGCAACGAACCUGGCUAUCAGAGAACCUCACUGUUUGAUCUACAAAGGCCUAGAGUAUCGCCGCGGCUAUGUCUAUGGCGGUCAUGGAUGGCGGCACACAGUUGCCCUGGCCUCUCCUAUGGCACUUGGAGAGCGUUUAUUGAAGGAAGACUCUGAACCGAUUGAGACAGUUCGUAAAUUCUUCCCAGAAACUUGGAUAUGGCAGCUUGCUGAAGUGGGAGACUCUGGAUCAGCACAGGUUCCGGUCACCGUUCCUGACACGAUCACCACUUGGGAGACGGAUGCUUUCUGUCUGUCCUCUAGAGGCCUGGGAGUGGCUCCUCCUGCUCAGCUUCGUGUCUUCCAGCCCUUCUUCCUGGAGCUCUCGCUGCCCUACUCCAUCAUCCGGGGAGAGGAGUUUGAGCUGAAGGCCACUGUCUUCAACUAUCUCUCCAAGUGCAUUAUGGUUAAAGUGACUCCAGCUCCUUCCUCAACCUACACUCUGAAAGCCUCCUCUGAUGGAGAGUAUUCAUCCUGUCUGUGUGCAAAUGGUAGAAAGACCUUCAAAUGGACUCUUGUUCCCUCUGUGCUUGGGGUCUUGAGUGUGACAGUCAGUGCUGAGGCAGAACAGUCACAGGCUGUGUGUGACAAUGAGAUUGUGAGUGUGCCUGAGAGAGGCCGCAUUGACACAGUCACACGGAGCCUGAUUGUACAGGCUGAAGGAACUGAAAAGACCAAGAGCCAGAGUUGGUUGCUAUGUCCACAGGGAAACAGUGUUUCAGAGGAGCUGGAGCUGGUUCUUCCUGCAGAUGUGAUAGAGGGAUCAGCACGAGCUUCUGUUUCAGUGCUUGGAGACAUACUGGGCCGUGCACUGAAGAAUAUUGAUGGAUUGCUGAGGAUGCCAUAUGGCUGUGGAGAACAAAACAUUGCUCUCCUCGCCCCCAACAUCUACAUUCUUCAGUACCUGGAGAACACUGGACAGCUCACUGCAGCCAUCCGUGAGAGAGCUACAGGUUUCCUUAAGAGCGGAUAUCAGAGGCAACUAAACUACAAACAUCAUGAUGGUGCAUACAGCACAUUUGGCAGCGGAGAGGGAAAUACAUGGUUAACUGCUUUUGUUCUGAGGACUUUUGGCAAAGCACAGCGUUACAUCUUUAUUGAUCCACAAAACAUUGACAGUGCAAAGAAAUGGCUGAUAAGUAAUCAGAGACCAGACGGCUGUUUUAUAAGACGGGGACGACUGUUCAACAACAGAAUGAAGGGUGGUGUAAAUGAUGAUGUGACCAUAACAGCUUACAUCACUGCAUCAUUGCUUGAAUUGGACCAUACAGCCAAGGAUCCUGUUGUGAGUAAAGGGUUAUCAUGUCUAAAGUCCUCUAUUGGCAACCUGACAAACACCUACGCCACUGCACUGCUGGCCUACACUUUCAGUCUGGCUGGAGAGCAUGAUGUUCGAGGGCAGCUGCUGAAGAAGUUGGAUAGUGUUGCUAUUUCAGGAGAUGGUCGCCUUCACUGGUCUCAGUCUGCAUCAGAUGACUCUGACUCCUUGGCAGUGGAGAUCAGCUCCUAUGUUUUGCUAGCUGUUCUCACUACAGCUGAAGUCACUGCUGCUGAUUUGGGCUAUGCUAACAGGAUUGUCAGCUGGCUGGUGAGGCAACAGAAUUCCUAUGGAGGCUUCUCCUCCACCCAGGACACAGUGGUGGCCCUCCAGGCUCUGGCUCUGUACUCCACCAAAGUGUUCAGCUCUGAUGGCUCCAGCACAGUAACUGUGAAGUCAGAUAAAGAGAGUCACCACUUUGAUGUGAACCAGAACAACAAGUUAUUGUACCAGGAGAAACAACUGCAGGAGGUUCCUGGCAAAUACAGCAUUUCAGUGGAGGGUUCCACCUGUGCGUCUGUGCAGGUGGCACUUUUCUACAAUAUCCCCACACCUACUGAACCCAGUACAUUGAGCGUCAAGGCUAAGGCUGAGGGAAAUUGCACAAAAUCAUUUGGAUACGCUCUGUCCCUUGAAUUCACAGUCACUUAUGAAGGGGAAUUAAACAGCACUAACAUGGUCAUAGUGGAUAUAAAGAUCUUAUCAGGAUUCACAGCAGAUGCCAGUGAUCUAAAGCACCACCCACUUGUGGAACGGGUCGAUUCUAAGGAUGACCAUAUUAUCAUGUAUAUGAAAGAGGUCCCAAGGAAUUCUCCUAUGAAUUAUCGGCUACAUCUUAAGCAGGUGCUUCCAGUCAAGAACCUCAAACCAGCUGUGAUCAAAGUUUAUGAUUACUACCAAACAAGUGACCAGUCUGAGACAGAGUACUUCUCCCCCUGUGUGUGAGCACUCACUGUGCAGCCUCACAGUACAAGACACAGAAAAAAGCCUUAGAUGUUUGUUUUGUUUGUCUUAAAUCAGAGGUAAUGGAAUAAGAUUCUUUGUUUGUUUUUCAUUGAAAUAAAGAGGAACUUCAAACAACAUAUGUGCUGCUCAGCUCAACUUGUAUUGUUUACCUAGGCAAAUUUCAGUGGCAGACUUAGCUCACACUUAUUAAGGCAUAGACCAGAUGCAUCAGACAAUAUCUUAAUAACAAUGCACAUACAAUUUGUUGCUUACUUUGUAAAACCAAGUUGUGUCAUGCUAAUAAAAACAGCCUUUUUGUCAGUA